AUGUUUGCAAGACAAAUCGUCAGAGCGGCAGCCAGAAAUGCAAGAAUUGUUACUAGAGCACCAGUAGCAGCACGCUCAUUCUCUUUCACACCAUUACGCUUCGGUGCUGGUAGCACCGAUAGCACGCUCACAGCACAGCUCGCUAAUGAGAUCUCCUUCGAAACUGAGAACGCAUCCCCAGAAGAGCCAGAAUGGGUGAGAGUAUUCAGAGAUGAGAAGGUCUGGUCCAUCGAAGACAAAAGUGGUUCAGAUGAGAUCGUGCUUUCUAGACAGUUUGGAAAUGAGCACGUCAGAGUACUCUUCUCUAUCUCAGAUCUCGAGCAGGACGACGGCGGCAGUGGAGAAGUACAAGCUGAGCCAGUCGACGAAGUACCAGCGUACAGCGUCAGAAUGUCAGUCAGCAUCACGAAGCCAAACAGUGGGGCUCUCACUAUCGACUGCGUGUCACAAAACGAGAGCAUUUUGAUAGACAAUAUCUCCUACUAUCAAGACGCAAAGUUAGCAACCCAACUCACUGCAGACGCAGACUUUGAGAGAAGAGGACUCUACAUCGGACCAGUAUUUGACCACCUUGAUUUAGACGUACAGUCUGAGUUCCAGCAAUUCCUCGUUGAGAGGGGCAUCGACGAGAGACUAGCCACAUUCGUACCAGAAUACGCGGUCUACAAAGAGCAAAAGGAGUACGUCAAAUGGCUCUCUAACGUUAAGAGCUUUAUUGAAGCGUAA
Molecule: messenger RNA, 726 nt
Organism: Wallemia mellicola CBS 633.66
Lineage: Eukaryota; Fungi; Basidiomycota; Wallemiomycetes; Wallemiales; Wallemiaceae
Product: mitochondrial glyco protein
Exons: 2
Coding region: 1-726 (241 amino acids)
Biological process (GO): cytosolic ribosome assembly
Cellular component (GO): mitochondrial matrix
Source: RefSeq, a predicted model, not a curated record